This is a messenger RNA of Vigna unguiculata (cowpea), 2217 nucleotides long. Its product is annotated as Pentatricopeptide repeat (PPR) superfamily protein. The record is from RefSeq and is a predicted model, not a curated record. Gene Ontology annotation, molecular function: mRNA binding; protein binding. Lineage: Eukaryota; Viridiplantae; Streptophyta; Magnoliopsida; Fabales; Fabaceae.
CCAUAAACAUAAUAUUUUAAAUUACUGUCCAUUUUGGUAAUAAGAGUGCAAAAUUGCACCAUUAUGCUAAAUGACCCAUUUUCCCCUUUCACCCUUUCAGUAAUAACUAAUUAUCUGUUGAGUGUUUCCUUGGCACAAAAAAAACUGCGCCGUGGACAAAAUGUAAAUUCAUGGAACUUCAAUCAUCAAGUUUUAUUGAGUGGUAUUCAUCGAGCGCCCUCACAUAUGAAAGAAAGAAAGAAAUGUCAAGUUGGUUAAUCAUUUCAAAAGCCGUGACCUUAAAAUUGAAUCCUCGACCUACCUGGAGGCUAGUCAGACAUGAACAGGCCCCUGAGAAAUGCUACUAACGGCUAGUAUUUGGUAACCUAAUCGAGUAGCAGAAGAAAGGAAACGAACGGUGCUUCUAGGCACUGCAAACGCAAUGCUGCAGACCUACGCAAAACUGAUCCUCUCCCCCACCAAAACACUUCUCCUCAAUUUCUAUUCAUUCCCUAAAACCCUAACCACAGCGGCCUCAGCCCGGGACGAGUACUUCGCGGUGAUUCACCACGUCUCCAACAUCGUGCGCCGCGACUUCUACCUGGAACGCACCCUCAACAAGCUCCGCAUCCACGUCACCCCGGAGCUAGUCUUCCGUGUUCUCCGCGCGUGCUCCACCGCCCCCACGCCCUCCCUCCGUUUCUUCAACUGGGCCCGAUCACACCCCACCUACACCCCCACCUCCCUCGAGUUCGAACAAAUCGUCACCACCCUCGCCCACGCCAACAACUACCAAACCAUGUGGUCCCUCAUCCGUCAAGUCACCCUCCACCACCGUCUCUCCCUCUCCCCUGCCGCCGUCGCCACCCUCAUCGACGCCUACGGCCACCACCGCCACAUCGACCAGGCCGUCGAGGUCUUCAACAAGGCCGCCAUCCUCAACUGCCCCCAAACCCUCCCGCUCUACAACGCCCUCCUCAAAUCCCUCUGCCACAACCGCCUCUUCCACGGCGCCUACGCCCUCCUCCGCCGCAUGCUCCGCAAGGGCGUCCACCCCGACAAGACCACCUACGCUGUCCUCGUCAACGCCUGGUGCUCCUCCGGCAAACUCCGCGAGGCCAAGCUCUUCCUCAGGGAAAUGAGCGAAAAGGGCUUCAACCCUCCCUUUCGCGGCCGCGACCUUCUCGUCGAAGGCCUGCUCAACGCCGGUUACGUUGAAUCCGCCAAGGGAAUGGUCAGGAAGAUGAUCAAGGAAGGGAUCGUUCCCGACGUUGGAACUUUCAAUGCCGUGGUGGAGACAGUGUGCAAAGAAGACGUUCAGUUUUGCGUUGAUCUUUAUCACGAGGUUUGUGCUUUAGGGAUGGUUCCUGAUGUCAACACUUACAAGAUUCUCAUUCCCGCUGUUUCUAAAAGUGGCUUCAUUGAUGAGGCAUUUAGGUUGCUCAACAAUUUCGUUGAGGAUGGUAACCGUCCCUUUCCUAGCUUGUAUGCGCCUGUUAUUAAGGCUCUGUGUAGGAGAGGGCAAUUUGAUGAUGCUUUUUGUUUCUUUGGGGAUAUGAAGGCCAAGGCACAUCCCCCUAACCGCCCUCUUUAUACCAUGUUGAUUACCAUGUGCGGCCGUGCCGGGAAGUUUGUGGAGGCAGCUAACUACCUCUUUGAAAUGACUGAGAUGGGGUUGGUCCCCAUCUCUCGAUGUUUUGACAUGGUUACUGAUGGGUUGAAGAAUUCUGGCAAACAUGAUUUGGCUAGUAGAGUGCAACAGCUUGAAGUUUCUAGCCGUGGUGUUUGAUGCAUCAUGUCUUUGCCUCUACCAUUAUUGCCCAUGCCCUGCCUCCUCUCUCAAGCUCAAAACUUCUCUACACAUUGGAAUAUAGAUGCCUGGAGGGAGCCUGAAGUACACAAUUCCAAAAUUCAUAGAUGGCUGUUUUAUCCUGGGAGUACUCUGAUGGAAAAUCUUGCCUGGAUUGCCAGUUUUGCAUGUCUUCGGAAACCACAGCUUGUGCUAGGUAUACCUAUGCGUGUCAAUUAAAAUCAACGUGGUUGAUAGAUGAUUUUCUUCCUUGAACAUGUGUUGAAUGGUUUGAUCUCUUAUCUGUUCGUAUGAAAACCCUUCUAUUGGAAGAUGUCAGCCCCUUAAAUGGAUCUCAUACCUUGAGAGAUUAAUCUUUGACUCCAUCUAGGAAUAACCUGUUCCACCAAAAUUUAAAAUGUCUGUCAAUAGAAAAUAUAUUUUUGUUA